Daphnia carinata is the source of this 919-nucleotide messenger RNA. RefSeq lists its product as uncharacterized. The transcript is spliced from 4 exons. The record is from RefSeq and is a predicted model, not a curated record. Bases 77 to 493 code for a protein of 138 amino acids. NCBI's taxonomy places the organism in Eukaryota, Metazoa, Arthropoda, Branchiopoda, Diplostraca, Daphniidae.
AAUGUAGGAAGCGUUUAUUUUUCAGCUAGGCAAGCUAUUCUAAAAUGUUCCAUGGAUAUUUGAGUAUAUCCAUAACAUGGUGGAACCCUUUGGAAAAAGUUUUAACAACUUGUCCUUAUCCUCAAAGUCAUUUAAAAGACCAUCUGUAAUAUUUCUUUUUGUUAGAACAGCAGACGCGAAUAAUGCUAGCGGCCCACAAAUGAAAGUUAAUACGUCACACAUUCAAAUGCAUACAAAUUCGAAAAUUAUUUGCACUGCUGGAUCAAGUACAUUGCUAUGUGUAAAAGUGGCAUACGAAGUAAGUAAAACUAAGCCAUACGCUACAUACCUUAAAAUGUGGUGCUUCCUGCUGUGGCCUUAUGAUGAAGUACUGCUGCAAAGGAAGAUACUUGCAAGACUGAAAUUUCGUGUUGCCUCUUGUGCUUUAUAUACGCGUAGCGCGCGCGUUCCACAUCCUACCUAUUCCGAAAAAAUGUCUAGGGAAAGAGAAUAAAAUAUCCUCUGGCUCUUUGAUUGUAGAUCUGCCGCGUUUAGUGCUUUUAUGGUGUUUCAGGCCUUGGAACGUGGAUUUGAAAUUCACAUGCUAGGCACCUUUCGUAAUUUUUGGAUAUACCGAUCACACACCAUCACAGCUGAGUAUUAACAUUUGUUUUUUUCUCUUUGCUGGUUUAAUCUAGUCGUACAUGGUAAUUAUACCGAUAUCUAUGGCCCAACUAGGCGAUCCACAAAUGGACUUUCUGUAAGUGUUCCCUAAGUAUGAGACGGGAUAUGGGAAUCCGUUUAUUUUUUAAAUGGCUACGCUGACGAAAAACUAAUCCAUUUUUGAAAAUCAGCGUUCAAUUCUGUAUAAAAUGUAUGAUUUUCGUUGAAUUCCACGAGGUGUCGUUUUGGGGGAAUUUUGACAAAAGUGAGAGGGGUU